This is a messenger RNA of Arvicola amphibius (Eurasian water vole), 1427 nucleotides long. RefSeq names its product gap junction protein gamma 2 (gene Gjc2). The record is from RefSeq and is a predicted model, not a curated record. Gene Ontology annotation, cellular component: connexin complex. Bases 108 to 1427 code for a protein of 439 amino acids. Lineage: Eukaryota; Metazoa; Chordata; Mammalia; Rodentia; Cricetidae. Gene Ontology annotation, biological process: cell communication. The transcript has 2 exons.
UGCUGCUACCUCGUAGGCGGGGGAGGGAGUCUGGAGUGUCAGUGCUGAAUGCUUGGGGGACUCCUGCCCCAAAGUUUCCCAGGAGCAGGUCCCACCUGCUCGCUCCCAUGACCAACAUGAGCUGGAGCUUCCUGACGCGGCUGCUGGAGGAGAUCCACAAUCAUUCCACCUUCGUGGGCAAAGUGUGGCUCACUGUGCUAGUGGUCUUCCGAAUUGUGCUAACGGCUGUGGGUGGUGAGUCCAUCUAUUCGGAUGAGCAAUCCAAGUUCACCUGCAACACACGGCAGCCGGGCUGUGACAAUGUUUGCUACGAUGCCUUCGCGCCCCUGUCACACGUGCGCUUCUGGGUCUUCCAAAUCGUGGUCAUCUCCACCCCUUCUGUCAUGUACCUGGGCUAUGCAGUCCACCGCCUGGCGCGCGCCUCGGAGCAGGAGCGCAGACGCGCCCUCCGUCGUCGCCCCGGCCCUCGGCGCUUGCCCCGGGCUCAGCUGCCACCGCCGCCUCCUGGCUGGCCGGAUACCACCGAUCUGGGCGAGGCGGAGCCAAUGCUGGCGCUGGAGGACGAGGAGGACGAGGAGCCGGGGGCGCCCGAGGGCCCGGGGGAAGACACGGAGGAGGAGCGCACAGAAGAUGUGGCUGCCAAGGGGGGUGGAGGUGAUAGCAAAACGGUCGUCACUCCCGGACCGGCCGGGCAGCACGAUGGGCGACGGCGCAUCCAGAGGGAGGGCUUGAUGCGUGUGUACGUGGCCCAGCUAGUCGUAAGGGCGGCCUUCGAGGUGGCCUUUCUGGUGGGCCAGUACCUGCUGUACGGCUUCGAGGUGCCGCCCUUCUUUGCCUGCAGCCGCCAGCCUUGCCCGCACGUGGUGGACUGCUUCGUGUCGCGGCCAACCGAGAAGACGGUCUUCCUGCUGGUCAUGUAUGUGGUUAGCUGCCUAUGCCUGCUGCUCAACCUCUGUGAGAUGGCGCACCUGGGCCUCGGCAGUGCGCAGGACGCCGUACGCGGUCGUCGGGGAACCUCAGCACCGGGUCCUGGCCCCGUGCAGCGCCCGCCUCCCUGCGCUUUCCCGUCUGCGGCCGCCGGCCUGGCUUGCCCUCCCGAAUACAGCCUGGUGGUGCGCGCGGCUGAGCGGGCGCGCGCGCACGACCAGAAUUUGGCUAACCUGGCCCUGCAGGCACUGCGCGAUGGGGCGGCCGCGGCGGUGGCCGCAGAUCGGGACAGCCCGCCAUGUUCAGGGCUCAAUGCAACCUCUCGGGGGGCACCCAGGGCGGGUGGCCCAGCUUCCGGAACCGGUAGUGCCACGUCGGGGGGCACUGUUGGGGAACAGGGACGACCCGGGGCUCAGGAACAACUGGUCACUAAGCCCAGGGCGGGCUCUGAGAAGGGCAGUACAGGCAGUAGGGAUGGCAAGGCCACUGUGUGGAUCUGA